AAUCCCCCUGCAUAGCCCAAUAUUUCCCACUACGCUUUGCGCGCCACAUGUUCGCCAUUUUGUUUUCAAGAACAACUGUCUACGUCUUUGGGCGAGUUUUUCAGCAGGAAAUUCAGCCUUGUUCUGGUCAGAAUUUCACCGGAGAAGGAUUGAAGGCCAACAUGAUGUGGUAUUCAGUCACAGGUCCCAAGCGGUGACCCUGAAGAGGAGAUAUGAGUGACCCGUCCUCCAGUCCGAACACUCCCGGCCGUCACUCCAACAUGGCGCACAAGUUCUCCAAAAAGCUCCCGAGCGUGGAGAGAGACUCGGAACCCAGCCCUACCCCUGCGGCUUCCCACGAUGCACCUGAGAACGCUAACAUGGCGAACAGUCAGGCGGCUUCCACGGCCAAGAAGAAGAGUUGUUUCCAGAUCACCAGUGUGAAAGGCCCGGGGAGCGAAGGAGAAUCUCUCGCGGACGGGUACGAAAGUACGGAUGAGCUUGACGAUACGUCGCGCACAGAAGACCUUUCGUCUGACAUGUUAGAUUCGUCCAUGAAGACGUCGGAUAUGGAAGUAGACGGAGCGUCGUCAGGAUCGGAAGAUACCCUGAACCAGUCAGAUACUGAAAGCCAGACUGGGUCGGUUUAUACCAAUGGAGUGUCCCGUUUUAGGGUCGUCAAAAUAGAACCAAGCGUGCCCACAAAACGAGGGAGGUGGGUUUGUACAGAUUUCACGGACCAACAGUUGAAUAAGGAAAAUGUCGGGAUCAAGGCAGAUUUUUCGGACCUGAGAGUCAAUGAGGACAAAGAGGGAGGCGGUUCGGGAAGCUCCAGUGCGGCUAGUUCGGUACAUUACAUCCCCGGACAGGAUCCCAAUGCUGAGAACCCAAUCGGAAUGCCGUUGGAGAGUGUAAUAUCACAGGGGGGUAUGAUGGGGGGUCAGGGCCAGCCUGGGAUGUCCCAAGUGCAGCCCAAUGUCUCCCAAAUCCAACCCACCCAUCCCCAAGGACAGCCAAACGUUUCUACUCAACAGCCACAGUCGGUCACCCCCAUGGCUCCAUCCAAAGGGAAGCCCGAGUUCACCAGCCAAAAUAGCAUGGAGGGUUUCUCGAAGGACGUUGCCGCCAGUCUUCAGCCAAUUCCAAACUCGGCCAACCUUUCCACGGCCAGGACACUGCCAGGGUCAUCCCAGAGUGCUGCUAUGGACUCCGGUAAAGUCUACAAUUAUCACGACAGAUGGAAUUACAGCGCAGCCUCGCAGGCAGACUUAUCCGCUAGCAACCCCGCGGCGAUGCUAUUGGCCGCGGCGAUGGGUUCACCAAGAUUAGAGAACCCGCUAGAUUCUGGAGAGUUUCCUAUUGGCUCAGCGACAAUACACGCAGGAUCGCAAGGGAUGGCAGAUAACAGUGAAGAAGGCAGUCAGCAGGUCUAUCUGUCUCAGCUGCUGCCUUACACUGGUAUGACCACAUAUGACACCACUACAUGUGCUACGAAUGCUCCCAACGUGGUGGCAAUAGACAACAAGAUAGAACAAGCUAUGGAGCAGAACGCCAGCUCGGACGUCCUAGAACAGCUAAACACACUCCAGCCUCCCCCCUCACAGAACCAGCCACCAACCACAACGUCAUAGGGAAGGGGCAACGCUCCAACCCAGCGUUACCUGUAGAUAGUAGAGAAGCAAUGUAGGACACGGAAGGACCCCUUUUUGUACAGAACUGUGAAUACGUACAGAAUGAAUUAUUGAAAAGGUAGUAUUUUUGACGAGAGGGAAGGUAGGGUUUUCAGAGGCUGGUAAGCAAAAGAUGCAAUGUAAUGAUGACAGAAUGGCUGUGUUAGGUCACUAUGAAAUCCGUCUAUGUCAACAAGAAGUGCGGCAAUGUGAAGACUUGGUAUACAACUGCCAGUAAUACAAGGAACAUUAGCAUAAAGUCUAACUCAACAUCCUUGUAUAGUUAAUAGCUAUUGACUAAAAACGUUAAACAGUAUGAAGUAACUAAUUCUACUUUCCGUCAUGCGAAUGUGCUUAAAAUUGGAAUUGCUGUUUUUUGCUUCCAAGGAGAGGGCAUUGAAGCAUAUGGAAAUGUGAUAUUAUGAAAAACUUGCACUUUGUGAACAGCAAAGAAGGAAAGGCCUAUGAUUGGUCAAUGCGAAAAUCUCAUUACCUGAACCAAGGAUUAUGAUUGGCUAAAAAAAUCAAUUGCUCUUCAUGAUGAUUGGUUUUCAUAUUGUUGGACCUUUCAUGCUUGGAAUGCCAGUGAAAUGUUUCUGUUGUUAGAUGGGCAUUUUUACAAGCCAUGUGUCAAAUGUCUUAAGUAUUGACAGCGCUUUUUAUUUUAUUUUUACAAGUUUGUUUCUUCGGAUGUGACCAGCAAACUGGAAAAUAUUUUACUUAUGCCAAGCAUAAAGGUUGUGUUCCAAUUGGGAACAGUGCAAAACUUGGAAACAUAAUUGUUAAAAAUUUGCCUCCUUCAAAAACAGCCACAACUCUUGAGGAAUGUCUGUGUUAAGCAUUGUUUAUACAUUCUCCAUUGUUGCUUGGUUGUUAGUACAUACUACUUGUUGUCUCUUUUCUAUCUUGAGCCAUACCAACAGCAACUAAGCUAUCUUCUUCAUCUCAAACUACUUCAGCUAAAACGGUGUGUCACUGUCAAGGCAUGCCUCAACCACAUACAAGGAUAAAACCCUAAAAAAAUCUGUCAAUGAAAAAAGUGGCUUCUUGAAAACAAGUGUAGCUCAGCCUGCUGUUUGUUCUCUGUUUUGGAGAGGCACUUUUCUUGUCUUCUAUCCACUGACAACUUGGUAAGAAAUGUAAACUAGUAGGUUAUGAUGUAGUGCCUUGUAUCUGUUGAUGUAGACAGGCAAGGAACUGUGUUAUGGUAGGGGUAGGGUAGGGGUAGUUUUGAAGUCCAGUAUUUAUUUUAUAAUCUUACUCAUUCAUGUACUACAUGUAUUAAGUAUGUAACACUGAGUUUGAGCGUUACUGACUGUUUUAAGCAAGACAUAAUCUUUUCUUUGGCUGUCAUGAUCCUCAGCAUUAUUUUCAGGGAUUUGUAGUCAUUUUGUUCUGAAUCAGUUCAUGCUACAAUUUUGUGCAGAGUGCUGCUAAUUGCUGGGUCCAUACUAAAUCAUACUAACUGAUUGCCACAAAUAAUCUACCCCAUCCCUCCAGUGUAUAGGGAUCAGUGGGAAAAGGACUGACACAAGAAACUUAUUUGAAGCAUGAACAUUUAGGUAGUAUUUCAGUGAUUUUUAUUAGAUGAUUGAUUUGUAUUUCUACGGGAAGACAAAUCGUUCCAUCACAUAAUUGACAUGAUGUUUGGCUUGAACUGACAACCAUAGAUAUCUCCAACACUGAAAAAAAUAAUGUUACCAUGCACUCUCUUCUGCAACAUUUUUUUCUGAAAAGAAAAGAAAUCUGAAAAGAAAGCAGUACUUAAACACUAAAAAUUGAAGGAAAAACUUGUGUUUUUUCAUUCCUAAUUCCCAUUAUACUUAUUACUGGACUUUUAUGAUUAUGAGUAA
Molecule: messenger RNA, 3502 nt
Organism: Branchiostoma floridae (Florida lancelet)
Lineage: Eukaryota; Metazoa; Chordata; Leptocardii; Amphioxiformes; Branchiostomatidae
Product: TSC22 domain family protein 1-like
Biological process (GO): regulation of transcription by RNA polymerase II
Source: RefSeq, a predicted model, not a curated record